Messenger RNA from Acanthoscelides obtectus, 1763 nucleotides. The record is from the annotation of a GenBank genome assembly. NCBI's taxonomy places the organism in Eukaryota, Metazoa, Arthropoda, Insecta, Coleoptera, Chrysomelidae.
AACGCGUUCAGGCGAUUCGUGUAACUGACGUCAUCAACCCGUGUGUCAUCUUGAACCAUAUUAUAACCGCGGCACAUAACACAGAAAUUUUGGUUAUUCGCUUGGAUUUGAUUUUGGUUCGCAUUUUCUGGCGCAUUUGCAGCCGUUUCUGAACAAGCAGCAUCCUAGAUCUAUAGGCGUAUUUUUUAAUUCACCGGUUGAGGUCACGUGCAACCAAUAAUUGGUUGCACCGGUGAAUUAAAGAAUACGCCUUAUAUGUAAGUGCAAGUGCUGAACGAUUCAAGAGAAAUAUCUGGUUGUGGGAUUGCGACUGGAUAUUCACAUUUCAUCAACCAUAGUUGCAUAGUUCUAUUGAGAUAUUGUAAGUAGAUCAGCUCACUAUUGAAAACUAUUUUGCCCACUUUGAAUCUUUUAUACCUACAGGGUGUAUAAAUUCGAGUCCCGUAUAUGUACUAUAAAAAAGUUAGCUUAUUUCCUUCAAGACUCAUCAGUCACGGGAUAGUGGUUUUAUAAAAGAAAAUAACUGAAAAUAUGAGCUAUCAGCCUUCAAAGAAGGUUUUACUAGUGGGACUUCUUGGAGGGAUAGCAGUGAUUCUCCACUUCAGCAAUCAUCUAAUUAAACCUAUGGUACAUGAAGAAAAGAAAAGGCCCGACAUCAAUGCAGAAAUUAGAAAAAGGACUGAAAAAGCAUUAUAAUAAAUAAUAUAUUCUAAAUUGUAUGUAAGUAAACCACUUCAAAACAUCCCUCUCCUACAAUUGUAUUCAACAUAAAAUAACGUUAAUAAAAAAUUAAUGUAAAAAUAACUUAUGACCUUGAACUUAAAAAUAUAUUGAAAAUGAAAAAAAGGCAUUUUGUUGAUCAUGUCACCAUGUGCAUAGCGUGGAACACAAAAUAAAUAUUUCCUCUCGAUGUUUUUUGUCUACGGUAUCUACUCUACAUGCUCUGUGGCUGUAUCUACCGAUGGCUGUUACCCCAUCAUAGAUCAUAUGCUAACAUGUCAAUGUCAAAUAAAGAUCAACAGAAAUGCUCAUAUGUUGAUAAAAGGUUUUCGAGCUGUUUUGCCGGUGCUAGGAGGAAGAAUAUUUACGAAUCAAAGCAGGUGUCAACAGUUUUCAGAGUGUAAGACCAUGGCUAAGAAAGCGUGUGUGUUUCUUGCCCCUGGGGCAGAGGAAAUGGAAUUUACCAUAACAGCUGAUAUUUUAGUCAGAGGAGGCAUCCAGGUCACUGUAGCAGGCCUGCCAGAUGACUCAGUGGUCGAAUGCAGUCGCGGUAUCAACAUCAAACCAACUGUUGCAAUUGCCAACGCGAAAAGUGGAGGACCCUAUGAUGUAUUGGUUCUGCCUGGAGGCCUUGGUGGAUCCAAGGCUCUGGCCAGUUCCAAGGAAGUAGGAGAAAUGCUCAAGGAGCAAGAACAGACUGGUAGACUGAUUGCAGCAAUAUGUGCCGCACCCACGGCACUCAAAGCGCACGGAAUUGCCGUUGGAAAGAAGGUAACGUCUUACCCAAGUAUGAAAGCACAGAUGGAGGAAGGUGGUCAGUACACCUACUUGGAAGAUAAAGUGGUGAUCGACGGCAAUAUUAUAACAAGCAGGGGACCAGGAACGGCUUUUGAGUUUGGCCUGGCGCUUGUGGAGAAGUUGGUUGGUAAAGAGAAGAAGAAUGAAGUUGCAAAAGGACUCCUAUUGAGCUGUUAAGAUUUAUUUACCGAUAAGAUUCAAUGUGCACUUAGAGUCAACAAUAAAAUUGAUUGCUGUUAUUUAAA